AUGUCUUUCCCUGUUGUCGCCUCCUACAACACCAGCCCCAAUAUGUUCGGGCCGAGCUACGAAGAACUCGACAGCGAAUUCUUUGACCAGUUUCUCACAUUCAGCCCCAACCACAAUGGUGAAUACCCCCUAGCUCCAGAAGCGACAAUUGAUUACGUCGACUCUGGGGAUGCUUCUGGUAGCUCCCACGACGACGAUAUGAAAAACCUCAGCGAGCACGGCUCGUGGCCAGGCGAGGGGUGGACAGCCGACUUUGGCGAAGCUUCGUUAGAUGAAGCUUUCUCAAUCAAAGAUCAUGACUUUUACUCAGAGCUCUCUGGGAGAGCUGCGAUCUCAGAUAGCGAGCUACUCUCUCUUGAGGGUAUCACUCUAGACUCGCCCAUAAAGACCACAUUCUCACAAAUAUCAUUACCAUCAACACCAUAUCCUUCCGUCGCUGCCGAAGCUCGAAGAAAGUCUCGAGUCGCAGAAUCAAUCUCAAACAGCCUCAAAAAAGCAACCACAAAUUUGGAGCGAACACUUAGAAGCCCAAUUCGCAAACAAAGCGCAACGAAGCUCACCCGACACUCAAAUCACAGCCAAAAAGAGCUGGAACAAUUAGACGACAAAUUCCACCUUGAUGCUCUGAAAUUCAAAUUCGACUUUGAAGAAAACCCAAGCUCUCUCUGUCUCCUCGAUAAUUUCCCAAUCAUGGAAGCCAUCAAACUCGAGAAUAUAGAUACCCAAGAUUCCUCCAUCCUCGCUUCGCCAUUAGAUACCCCUGAGCUCUGCGGAAAUCACUCCCGAAAAGUCUCACAAAAUUCCAUGCUCCCAACUCCUGAGCUACAAAGCACAGCCGCCUUCUGGCCAGAAACAGCCAGUCCCUCGUUCUCUCCAGCAACCUACGAUAGCGCUACUUUCCUCCCCACCGACCCCAAUCCUCCUAUGCGAUGGAACCAUGCCUCCAAAGCUCCUCUUGCCCACCCUUUACCAACAGGCUACCACACCAACCCCCAACUCGCGACCAAGAGUCUCGCCCUACAGCUUCAGAACGGACUGGCGCAUGACAGCAACGCCAACGACUUCUCCUCUCUCCAAGCGAGGAGACACAAUCCCAUGAUCAACAACUCAGGACUCAUGAUCCAAAUGCCACCUCAAUACUCCACACAACCCCAAAUCCACCACCACCAGCAACAACAACAACAAAUGCACCAACCCCAAUUCACAUCCGAAAACGCACGCAUCUCACGAGGAUACUACAUCCCACCCUCCGCCCAACCACGACCCACCCACCAAAACCACCACCGACGACACACCUCGCACGCCUCCCCUCGGCAAUCCUCGCACGCCGAGACACCCUCCGCGCGCAAAUGGCGGUCCCAGAAUGCCGAAUCGACGGGCGGCAUGGUGGAUUUCGUGAACUAUACUCCGGAUGAUAGUAAGAAGAUCCUGACGGGGGUUGCGCCGUCGGGAAGUAGUAAGACGAAAGCACGCCGGGAGAAGGAGGCGAUGGAGAAGAGGAGAAGGUUGACGCAGGCGGCUGCGAGGGCUAUUAGGGCGGUGGGGGGGAAUAUUGAUAGGCUUGUUGAGGAGGGGUUGUUGGUUUAG
Molecule: messenger RNA, 1587 nt
Organism: Hymenoscyphus albidus
Lineage: Eukaryota; Fungi; Ascomycota; Leotiomycetes; Helotiales; Helotiaceae
Source: the annotation of a GenBank genome assembly